Molecule: messenger RNA, 4710 nt
Organism: Oncorhynchus kisutch (coho salmon)
Lineage: Eukaryota; Metazoa; Chordata; Actinopteri; Salmoniformes; Salmonidae
Product: CUB domain-containing protein 1-like
Exons: 6
Coding region: 1-927 (308 amino acids)
Source: RefSeq, a predicted model, not a curated record
AUGGAGUAUCACCAUGCUGAACUCUGUCAUCCAGGAGAAAAUCUAUGUUCCCUCAGGGAAAAUCUCUCAGUUGUCCUUCCAGGACUGCCCAAGUCAGGAGCUGCUACUGACCGCCAUCAGAAUCAUAGAGUGCCGUCAGUGGAGGGACUGCCCAGCAGCAGCAGCCCCUGUCCCUCUGACGGUGCCCGUCCUGGAGAGGUGUCUUCCCGCCCCCCUGGGCAGUGUCAUCUGGAUCCUCCGUCCCCCUCAGCAUGGCACGGUAGAGCUCCUGCCCACUACUGGCAACCUCAGGCAGUCCCUGCCAGAACAACCCUGCCAGAACAACCCUGCAACGGCUCUGUCACUCUCACCGUGGCCGAGGACGAUGACGGCACCACCGUGGGUCAGUUCUGCCCUCAGGGAGCCAUAAACAAAGUCCAGGUCCACACCAACGUGUCCAUCACAGCUUCAGCCUCGACAAUUGGAGGGAAAGAGAGGUGGCCAUUCUCUCACCCUUUACUCAACAUCUCCUUCACCAGGGAGAUUGCAGAGAGAUACAUUGUCACGGUAUGCCCAAAGCAAGGAGUACCAACUCUCCUGGCCACCCCUAGUUGGCAUGUGGGAAUGAAGUCCUACUCCACUGUGUCCUGGAUCGUCGAUGUCCCCUCUAAGCUGGAAGCCCACCUCAUGUUCGACAACAUCAGCCAGCCCAAGUGCAGCAACCGCCACACGUGCAUCAGGGUGCAGAUCCUGGGCUCCCUGGAGGAGAUGUACAGCCGGCGGGAGGACGAGGAGGCAGGCAGGAAGAUCACUGUCUCAGAGAGCUUCUACCUCAACAUGUCCAACUGUAUGCCUGAGAGAGGAGACUUCAUCGUGCUCACACAGAUCACACUGCACAAGGAUAAGAUAAUGGAGUUGGUCAGUAACCACCCUGGAGGUGAUCCCUGAGAACUCAACCAGCGGGACUAAGCCACAGCAUUUUAUAGCAAAGUCCAACCUCCUGGAUGUUCAUGACAAAUCACAGAUGAGAGAAUUUAUACAAAGGUACAUUGUGCUCUCAUGCAACAGACAUCACAAUUACAUCGCAACAGGUUUCUGUCUCAAGGUCGUUUACUGCUUGUUUAUACAGAAAUAGUCAUGUAACAUAGACACGAGGUCAUUCGCUCAAAUGAUUUAAGUUCAGUGUUCAUCUGCAUAUGGGAGAGAAAAAGGAGAUUGGGUCUCGCUGGCACCGACAUACAGGCACACAGACACUAAUCAUGGAAUGGAAUGUCUUAUUACCAAGCCAUCGUAAAUCUGUCAGCGUUAAAAUCUCAGCGGCUCUUCUAAGAACACUAUUCUGUUGCCUAUUAGAUAUAACAGUCUGAAUGUACUAAUAUAGGGAUACAUUCUAAUAUUAAAGUGAUGUGAUUAACAUGUUGUAAUUCUGCGGCAGAACGGCAAGGACCGGCCCUGGUUGAGUCAAGUUGGCUGGAUGUCCUUUGGGUGGUGGACCAUUCUUGACAAACAGGGGAAAUUGUUGAGCGUGAAAACCCCAAGCAGCGUUGCAGUUCUUGACACAAACCAAUAUGCCUGGCACCUACUACCAUACCCUGUUCCUGCCCAAGGCUUAAAAAUCCUUCUUUAACCUGUCUUGUCCCCUUCAUCUAUACUGAUUGAAGUGGAUUUAACAAGUGACAUCAAUAAGGGAUCAUAGCUGUCACCUGGAUUCUUCUGGUUUGUCUGUCAUGGAGUGUUCCUAAUGUUUUCUAUAAUAAGCGUUAUCAGCCUCCAGAUUUGAAACAUUAUUAUGUUAGUGAGUGGGUUGAUAAUGGUAUGUCAGUGAAUACUGACCUGUGUGUGUGUGUUCCUAAGACCUGCUUCUGAGUGUGGUGGCAGCUCUGCUGGUUCUCAUGGUGGUUGUGGUUUGUGUGGUGAUCAAGUAAGUAACCUUUUCUCUAGCCCUUCAUGAUAAAUGUUGGAAUGGUUUCUCAGACAGAUUCAUCCCCAAGAAGAAAAAGUAGCAGGAGCAACACCUAUUUGUGGUUAUAAUCUUUCCUUUUAAAAUAGAGCUUAAUAUCCAUUGAAAGUGCUUUUUAGUCCAGGAUUAGGCUUAAUCUCUGUCUGAGAAACCAGCCUUUUGAGUACAUAUGGUAACUAUGCAUAAGAAAGGUACACUCUCCAUUCCCAACUGUAUUUAAUUUUAAUUAAUUAAUUUAUUUUGCUCCUUUGCACCCCAUUAUUUUUUUAUUUCUACUUUGCACAUUCUUCCAUUGCAAAACUACCAUUCCAGUAUUUUACUUGCUAUAUUGUAUUUACUUUGCCAUCUUGGCCUUUUUUGCCUUUACCUCCCUUCUCACCUCAUUUGCUCACAUUGUAUAUAGACUUGUUUAUACUGCAUUAUUGACUGUAUGUUUGUUUUUACUCCAUGUGUAACUCUGUGUCGUUUUAUCUGUCGAACUGCUUUGCUUUAUCUUGGCCAGGUCGCAAUUGUAAAUGAGAACUUGUUCUCAACUUGCCUACCUGGUUAAAUAAAGGUAAAAUAAAAAAUAAAAAAAAUAAAAUAAAAUAAAAGUAGUUUAUUUGAUAUUUAAAAAAAAUACAUUUCAGGAUACACAGACUGCAUUGGGCCUCACUCAGGCUUCCUUUACUAGGAUAUGGAACUGCAACAUUUUACCAGUCACUUCUUUAGCAAAAACUGCUGUAGUGUUUGAUCACGACAAUAUAGGCUACUCCUCCCUCACAUUGUUUUUACAAUUUCAAAAUAAAAAAAGACUGCUUGUAGAGGCUCAGGCUGCAGGUCAUAGGCCCAGGUCGGGCGGUCUUCAAUUUUCAACCCUGAUCAAGAGUCCUGGUGUGAAUCCUCAUAUGCAAUGUCAGACCCUGGCGAGUAUCGAAAACGUUCUUUACACCCAAGACAGCGAUACAGUUUGUGAUUGCUCAUAUGCUCUUCCAGCAAAACCUCCUCAUCCUCUGUGAAGCAUAUACCACAGAUGUAACAAGAAAGUGAUCCUGUACUUGCAACAUGAAAAUGUAGAUGUUCUUUCAAACGUUCUACAGACUCAAAGGUUCUUCCGCAGAUACCACACCGAGAUAGCUGUCUAUGUCUAUGGGCAUGAAUCACUAGAGACGUCAUGGUGAUAAAAGGUUUUGCACAUAUUCUACAAUGACGAACAGCAUUACCGGGGAUAGGGGAUUUCAAAUGGGACAACUCUGUGGAUUCUCUGACUUUAGUACAGAAUCUUGGUCCAACUUCUGUCUGUGUUCUCUUUGACUUGAGUGGAGGUCCUUCACUCUCUAUCCAAUCAACACUAUCACCACUCUCAAUCUGAGUUUCAGACCAGUCUGAAUUGACUGCAAAUGGGGGCUGAGAGUCACUGUUACUGACAUUUUCUGUUUUAAUCUGUUCAAUUUGCAUUGUGGUGCUGGGUAGCUCAUCCCUGUCUGUGUUUUCUUCACGUUGGGUUAAAACUUGGUAAAGAUGUGAGGAAUGACUUGGGUUCUGAUUACAGUCACCUUUUACUCUGGCAGUAGAUAUGAAGGCUUCUGUAUCAGCAGAAUCAUCAGUAUCAUCAGUAUCAUAAUCCAUCGCUUGAAGCUGCUCUUGUCCCUGACUGAUGACCCAUAGCUCCUCCUGUUCCACUUUAAUCUGAGAAGGUUCCUCCUGCCCCAGACCAGGACUACAAUCCUGCUGCUCAGGAGAAACCUCUUCAGAGAUGGAGAGAGUGAGCUGCUGGAGGUCUGUGGGGAAAAAGAUAUAUUUAGCUAGUACAUUCUAAUGCUGAGAUGCUGGUUUACAAGAAAUGUGUUCUAGCCAGAUGUAACUUUUGUGUUGGAAACUGGAAGUUUCGGUACAGUUGUAUAACUGCCUACAGAUCAUUUGUUAGUUCGACAUAGUGUGAUAUUUUUGUGUAGGUAAAAUAAGUGAUGCGAGAAAAGGCGAUGCAAACGCUUUUAUGCGCAAAUAUUGAUAUAAUAAACAUCACAUCUAAGUAAAGUUGGAGUCAUGAGAUGAUAUGGUGUAUGGUCGUCUGACUCGUGAAACCAUGCAGUUUAUUAGGCAACAGAUUAAAUAAAUUAGGAAUUUCACAGGGUGUUGAAUAAUAUCGAGGAUCUUAUUCUGAUGACGGAUGCUUGACAAAUAGAAAUAUUCUCGCUAUUUUCCAUAAUAAUCUCAUGUAGACUAGUUUACCCGCACCGCCUGUAGUGUAGGCCAUAUAUGAGCUGUUUGGCUAGAACACACGUGCCAAGACCAAAGUAGACACAUUUGCUAUUUAACAGGACAAUGUUUGUGACGAAACUAUUGGUAGAGUUGAAAAAGUGAUGGAAACAUAUAGAACAUUUGAUUUGUAUUCGGUACAUGAAACCUUAAAUGAAAAAGUACACUGUGUGCACUACGUCGUCACACACUCCGUUUGGUGGAAACACUACUGGUGGGGAAAAUUCGAAUUUUCUUCAUUCUGAUUUUUGAAUGAAAAACGCAUGAAAAUCUGUCUCAAAUUUGAUGAAAUUUUUGCUAGUGAUGACUCAAAUUUAAAUGCUCAACAUGCAUUAGGUAUCUGUAUAAAACGAUGGUUGUUACGGGCUUAGCUAAUAAGUAACACACCUUCUAGUCUCUGUAACUUUACUUCUGGUUUAAGAACGACAUCCAGCAGCCUCUGUAGCCGGGCGUUCACUUCUUCCGAACGGGACAUUUUUUCCUGGUACUCUGCUAUCGUUCGGUCUUUCUCCUCUUUUGAACGGCAUAAUUCU